Molecule: messenger RNA, 276 nt
Organism: Racocetra persica
Lineage: Eukaryota; Fungi; Glomeromycota; Glomeromycetes; Diversisporales; Gigasporaceae
Source: the annotation of a GenBank genome assembly
AUGUCUAAAAGCACUGAAAAUAAACAAAAAGCUCUUCAACUACCAAGUAAAAGUGGUUCAGAACAAGUUAAUCGUAUUCAAAGAGAUUUUAACCGUUUGACUAACAAAAUUAUAGAAAAAUGCUUGGAUGCUUUACGUGCUGAAUAUAAUAAAAACGCUGCCUUAGACCAAAAAAUAAACAAACUAUUUGAAUUAUGUAAAGAAUUCGGAGAAGAACUUUCUACCUUUAGAAGCAAAAAACUCGUCAAAAAGAAAACUAAUAUUUUACAAACUUAG